CCAAGCAGGAUAAAUUUAGCCGUACAACUAACACAUUUAUUAGAAUCAUAGAAACUAACCCAGGCCAUUUUAAUGGGCCAAACAAUAAGAACACAUUUUGCUUAUUUUUGGGACGGGCCAAGUUUUUUAAUAGGCCGGCCCAAUUCGAAAAUCAUCUACUUGUUUUAACGUUUUUUUUUGAGGCUCGCCCCGAUCGUCGAUCGCCGUUCCCGAUCGAAUCCCCUCGUCACCAAAUGCUCUCCCUUUCCCUACGACGCACCUCGCAAAACCUAAUUCCCCAAACCCUAAUCCCCUCGAUCCCUCCCGCGAGCUUCGUCUUCUUCUUCCCCCUCCUACACCGUUCUCCUCUCUCCUCCUCCGCCCCCGACCGCGGCCGCGCGCGGCGGAGGCGCCCCGCGAAGCCCCCGCCCAUCGAUGAAACCCUGGUCGAGCGCGCGCUCGCCUCCCUCCCCGCGCGCUUCACCGGCGCCGACCUCGCCGCGGCGCUCUACGCCGAGCCCGACCCGCGCGUCUCCCUCCCCGGCCCCCCCGCCCCGCUCCUCAACGCCCUCGUCUACUUCUACUGCGACCUGCGCAAGCUCGGCAAGGCCGUGCACGUCUACACCCGGAUGCGCGCGUCCCCGGACCCCGCCGCGCGCCCCACCGCCCACACCUACGCCCUCCUCUUCACCGCCCUCCUCGCGCGCGGCGGCGCCGACUCCUACGUGCGCCACGCCUACACGGACGUCGUGCGCGCCCUCUUCCGCCAGAUGGUCGACGCCGGGAUCGAGCCCGACAUCGUCGCGCUCAACGCCCUCGUGCGGGGCUACGCCGAGUCGCUCCACCUCAACGACGCGCUCCGCGUGUUCCACCAGAUGGGCCGCGUGUACCGGUGCGAGCCCGACGAGCACACGUACAGCCACCUCGUCCGCGGGCUCUGCGCCCAGGGGCGCACGCGCAACGCGCGCGAGCUGUUCGACGAAAUGCGGGCGAAGGGGCUGGCGCCGACCGCGCGCGCGUGCGACGCGCUCGUGAGCGCGCUCGCGAUGGACGGCGAGGUGGGGGACGCGGCGCGCGCCGUGCGGGAGGCGGCGCGCGCGGGGCGGGCGGUGGACGGGAUCACGUGGAGGGCGCUGCUGGGGGAGAUGUGCAGGCGGAAGAGGACUGGGGACGCCGCGGCGAUGCUGCGGGAGAUGGCGGAGAGAGGGGCGUUGGAUCGGAGGAUGCGGAGGGAGCUGCUGAGAUGGGUGGAGGAGGAGUUUGGGGAUGAUGAUGAUGAUGAUGGUGUAUUAGAGUUGAGAAGGGAAUUGAGAGAUGAGAAGUGAGCAUGUGUGUUAAACUAAGAAUAUAUGGUUUUUUCCUUUCUCGGAAAUCGGGAGAGGAUUGGUUAUACUGCCGACGGAUCUGCGACAUGCGCUCAUUACCACCGCAGCUGUUUAAAGCAGUUGAUGCCCGCGGCUGUGCUGAAUGUGGCCGCUACAUUUCCCAACAGAUGAGGCAGUACAGAGUUUGGUGGAUAUGUGAAUUUCAGUUUGUUGAUAAGUUUCGAAAUUUUGGAAA
This is a messenger RNA of Ananas comosus (pineapple), 1539 nucleotides long. Its product is annotated as pentatricopeptide repeat-containing protein At2g27800, mitochondrial-like. Gene Ontology annotation, molecular function: protein binding. The record is from RefSeq and is a predicted model, not a curated record. The transcript has a single exon. Bases 234 to 1304 code for a protein of 356 amino acids. NCBI's taxonomy places the organism in Eukaryota, Viridiplantae, Streptophyta, Magnoliopsida, Poales, Bromeliaceae.